GCGGAUAUUUGGCAAAGAUGACCGGGAUGUGGCCAUUGAGGAGCUCCAGCUGAGCCACGGCCUCUCCAAGAAGGAGGCAGACAAGGUGAUGACGAUGUUCGCCUGCAAGGUGGACCUCGGCCACCUGGCUUCAAAGAUUAAGGAUAGUGUCCCCUUACAGUCCCGAUACUGGUACUGGAUACCCAUAGGUAAGCAGUAUGCCUACUUGCUGCAGCAAGUCACCCUGGGGCGGCUGAAGCCAGAUGGGUUCAUCCUCAGGCCACAGACGGCUCCAAAGAGGAAGCCCAAAUACCUGAUCGAUGCCAAGCUCCCAUCGGAAAUCGCGCUGCUUGAGGAAGUGGCACAGCAGUACAACUUCUGCACCUCCUACUCCGCGAGUGUGCACGCCCCCUUGGGCCAGUCACAGGACUCUACUUUCUCUCCCAUCCCUGUGGAUCAGAGCUCGCCCGACAUUUGGAAGGUCGUGGGUGGGAAAGUCUGCAGUGGGCCGGUUUCAUCAGGAUUUAUCGGUGUCGGCCUCACGUGCAGCUAA
Messenger RNA from Symbiodinium necroappetens, 532 nucleotides. The record is from the annotation of a GenBank genome assembly. Lineage: Eukaryota; Dinophyceae; Suessiales; Symbiodiniaceae.